Molecule: messenger RNA, 703 nt
Organism: Protopterus annectens (West African lungfish)
Lineage: Eukaryota; Metazoa; Chordata; Ceratodontiformes; Protopteridae
Product: fibroblast growth factor 4A-like
Exons: 4
Coding region: 1-531 (176 amino acids)
Biological process (GO): cell differentiation; positive regulation of gene expression; positive regulation of cell population proliferation
Cellular component (GO): cytoplasm
Molecular function (GO): growth factor activity; fibroblast growth factor receptor binding
Source: RefSeq, a predicted model, not a curated record
AUGGGUAGAAUGGAAAAGUAUUACAAACUGGAGACAAGAGACUAUUUGUGGAAAAUUAUUAUUCACUGUACCCCAGGCAGAAGAGAAUGUCAAGAAGCAGAUGGGACUGUACCUUUGGUUCAUCCUUGGCCUGUGAGUGGAUUCUUGAGACAUCAAUUGCUAUAUUGCAAAGCUGGAAUUGGAUUCCACUUACAAAUUCUUCCAGGUGGAAAAGUGGGAGGAGCACACGAAUACAAUGAGUACUGUAUUCUGGAGGUAUUUUCAGCUAAAGCAGGCAUCAUUGGACUCAAAGGAUCAAAGAGCAGACUGUACCUUGCCAUGAACAAAAGUGGCAAAUUAUAUGGAUCUGAAACAUUUACACUGGAAUGUCUGUUUAAAGAACAAUUGGAGGAGAAUAACUAUACAACAUAUUCUUCAAGUGUAAGGCCUGACUAUUAUGUGGCAUUAUCAAGAAGAGGUAAAGCAAAAAAAGGAGGCAGGGUGAAAAAAGAAAAUGCCGGUGCCCUCUUCAUUCCACGUCUUAUCCCUUAGUACCAAGAACUACCGCCAGAUGGCUAGCGUCACCACUGUUUUCAAAUGAGUAGAAAUGCUUUCAAGGAGUUUGUAGCUGGAUGUUGAGCUGAAAUACAAACAAUGGUACUUUUUCAGUUAUAUUAAUCACUUUGAAAUUUGUGUGACCAGAAGUUUAAGAAUUAAGAUACUG